Molecule: messenger RNA, 1515 nt
Organism: Sclerotinia sclerotiorum 1980 UF-70
Lineage: Eukaryota; Fungi; Ascomycota; Leotiomycetes; Helotiales; Sclerotiniaceae
Exons: 4
Coding region: 1-1515 (504 amino acids)
Biological process (GO): carbohydrate metabolic process
Cellular component (GO): extracellular region
Molecular function (GO): cellulose binding; hydrolase activity, hydrolyzing O-glycosyl compounds
Source: RefSeq, a predicted model, not a curated record
AUGAUCUCAAGAGUACUUGCCAUUUCUUCUCUUCUGGCUGCGGCCCGCGCCCAGCAGAUAGGUACAAACACCGCAGAGGUGCAUCCUGCCCUCACUUCUAUUGUCAUCGACGCCAACUGGAGAUGGCUCCACACGACCAGUGGUUACACCAACUGCUACACAGGCAACUCUUGGGACGCCACUCUCUGCCCUGAUGCAGUAACAUGCGCUGCAAACUGUGCUUUGGAUGGUGCCGAUUACUCUGGAACUUAUGGAAUUACCACAAGUGGCAAUUCGCUUAAGCUUAACUUCGUCACCAAGGGUGCAAACACCAACGUCGGCUCCCGUACCUACUUGAUGGCCGCUGGAUCGAAGACACAAUACCAAUUGCUUAAGCUUUUGGGACAAGAGUUCACAUUUGAUGUGGACGUAUCGAACCUCCCAUGUGGUCUUAACGGCGCCUUGUACUUUGCUGAGAUGGAUGCUGAUGGAGGAGUGUCUCGCUUCCCAACCAACAAGGCUGGUGCCCAAUAUGGUACAGGUUAUUGUGAUGCCCAAUGUCCACAAGACAUCAAGUUCAUCAACGGUCAAGCAAACUCCGUCGGCUGGACUCCUUCCAGCAAUGAUGUGAACACCGGAACUGGACAAUAUGGUUCAUGCUGUUCAGAAAUGGAUAUUUGGGAGGCGAACAAGAUUUCUGCCGCUUACACUCCUCAUCCAUGCUCCGUCGACGGACAAACUCGUUGCACCGGAACAGAUUGCGGCAUUGGAGCAAGAUACUCCUCCCUAUGUGAUGCUGACGGAUGUGACUUCAACUCCUACCGUAUGGGCGACACCGGCUUCUAUGGUGCAGGUCUUACUGUAGACACCAGCAAAGUCUUCACCGUUGUCACUCAAUUUAUCACCAACGAUGGAACAACAUCUGGCACUUUGAGCGAAAUCCGCCGAUUCUACGUUCAGAACGGCAAAGUUAUCCCCAACUCCCAAUCUAAGGUUACCGGCGUUUCCGGAAACUCCAUUACCGACUCUUUCUGUGCCGCACAAAAGACUGCUUUCGGCGACACCAACGAGUUCGCUACAAAGGGAGGUCUUGCUACCAUGAGCAAAGCCUUGGCCAAGGGAAUGGUACUUGUUAUGUCCAUCUGGGACGACCACUCGGCCAACAUGUUGUGGCUCGAUGCCCCAUACCCAGCAAGCAAAUCUCCAAGCGCCGCCGGUGUCAGCCGUGGAUCUUGCAGCGCCAGUUCAGGUGUUCCCGCCGAUGUCGAAGCAAACUCCCCAGGCGCCUCUGUCACCUACUCCAACAUCAAAUGGGGCCCCAUCAACUCCACCUACUCCGCUGGCACUGGCUCCAACACUGGCUCCGGCUCUGGCUCUACCACCACAUUGGUUAGCUCCGUACCAAGCUCCACCCCAACUUCUACCACUGGUGUUCCCAAAUACGGCCAAUGUGGAGGUAGCGGAUACACCGGACCUACCAACUGCAUCGGAAGCACCUGUGUUUCCAUGGGUCAAUACUACUCCCAAUGCCAGUAG